UGAACGGCUGUCAUUAGAGAGCAAAAAUAUCACAUAUGAAAAAUAUAACAUAUCCCUAAAAUUUCAACAGUGUCACUCUAGCAUAAGUUUUAUUCCGUCGAUGUUCAAGUUGUUCUUGAGAUAUCAUCCACAGACUGGAAGAAAGCCAUAUAUUGGAGGUGAGUUUACACAUCGUUCCUAUGGGAUGUAGGAAUGAAUAUUCAUGUUGAUGAAAACUUCAAUAGAAGAUUUUACAUGAUUGAAUGAUAUCAAGUUUUAAAUGCCUAACUCUCGGACAUGAUGGAAUGAUAUCAAGUUUUAAAUGCCUAACUCUCGGACAUGAUUGAAUGAUAUCAAGUUUCAAAUGCCUAACUCUCGGACAUGAUGGAAUGAUAUCAAGUUUUAAAUGCCUAACUCUCGGACAUGAUGGAAUGAUAUCAAGUUUUAAAUGCCUAACUCUCGGACAUGAUUGAAUGAUAUCAAGUUUCAAAUGCCUAACUCUCGGACAUGAUGGAAUGAUAUCAAGUUUUAAAUGCCUAACUCUCGGACAUGAUUGAAUGAUAUCAAGUUUCAAAUGCCUAACUCUCGGACAUGAUGGAAUGAUAUCAAGUUACAAAUGCCUAACUCUCGGACAUGAUGGAUUGAUUUCAAGUUUUAAAUGCCUAACUCUUGGACAUGACGGAAUGAUAUCAAGUUUUAAAUGCCUAACUCUCUGACACGGAGGAAUAAUAUCAAGUUUUAAAUGAUAAAAUCUCGGAUAUGAUAGAAUGAUAUCAAGUUUUAAAUGCCUAACUCUCGGACAUGAUUGAACGAUAUCAAGUUUUAAAUGCCUAACUCUCGGACAUGAUUGAACGAUGUCAAGUUUUAAAUGCCUAACUCUCGGACUUGAUGUGACGGAUCAUCAAUUAGCGUAGUAAUGUAUUUCUCGGUACAGUAAGGUCAAGUACUAUCAGCAUUUUUGUGACACUUAUAUCACGUAUUUGACAUUUAUUCUGACAAUGUCCAUCAUUCACCAGAGAACCAGGAGGAAACGUGGAAUUAAGUACACUCAGUUUUGCUGUGGGAUAGUAACAUAUUGUCUUUUCUAUAUUGUCAACCAAUCGUGCUUGGUGGGUAAACCAACAGUGAGUGAGAAACUAAUUAAAACGACAACCAAAGCAACAACCAAAACGACUACCAACUCCUUGGCGAGAACGGUUGUCAACAAUUACACCCAAACCGAAAUCAACAAAAAUAUCAAAAAUAUUCCAAUAAAUUCAAUCCGGCCGUUUGCUAACUUCACUUAUGCACUUGAGGUGGACAUGGUGGAACUUGUAGAGACUUACAAAAAACAAGGUUUUGUCAAAGAAAAGGUAAUAAAUCCCUUCCCUUAUACAUACAUUACCAACCCUUCUCAAAAAUGUAGACUGACGAAACAUACAGGAAGGGCAGAUAAUGUGUUUAUUCUGUUUCUCGUUAAGUCAUCGUACAGACACAUUGCGCAAAGAGACGCUAUCCGACGCACGUGGGGGGACGAACGAUACAUGACAUACUUCAAAAUCCGAACUAUCUUUGUUCUCGGUCUUCCGCCAGGUGACACUGAUUCCCGCGUCAAUACAGAAUGGCGGUUACAUCGUGACAUUCUUCAAAUUAACUUCACCGACACCUAUAUGAACAAUACCCUGAAGAUGAUGGCGAGUGUGUAUUGGACAACCGAAUUCUGUGAACAUGCCCAGUUCGUUAUUAUGAUUGAUGACGAUUUUUAUGUUUCCUUGGAAGUCUUGAUAACCCUUUUACAAAAAUUGCCGCCGGAACUACAACAGAUGCUGUACCUGGGAAACAUAUUCACGUUUCGAAAACCCAGUCGUGAUAAAGGAUUCAAAUGGUAUGUUUCUCCUUCGGAAUAUCCUUUUGAACUUUUCCCGCCUUUCAUCAACGCCGGAACUAUUGUUAUGUCCAUGGACUUUGUGAAAGACGUACGGAUCGCUAUGCCGUAUACAGCUUUUUUCCGUUUUGACGACAUUUACAUGUCAAUUGUUGCAUAUAAGCUAGGCGUGGCGCCUUUAGGGAGCGGAAGGUUCUGUAAUUGUAAGAUCCUUCCAGGUAGAAAAGAAUAUCUAUUUAAUUACAUAACGACGUCACAUGGAUAUACACCCAGGGAACAGAUAUGGGCGUGGAAUCGACAUACUAAACGCCCUGAUAUGACGCCGUUGAUAGAUAUAUGACAUUAUCCGAAUCUCUGAUAUCAAUUUAUAUCAAUUAAUGCCUGGUGUUUUUUUAUGUCCGUAUUGUAAUAAAUUACUUGUUUUACCAUAUAACACUUCCAUUCCAUAACGUUUAUCGAAUGACACCUCUAACAGUUCUGUUUAUUUCGAUUAACGUCCUAUUAACACCAAGGGUCAUUUAAGGACGUUCCAGGUUUUGGAGGUGGAGGAAAGCCGGAGUACCGGAGACAAACACCUGCCUGCGGUCAGCACCAGGCAAAUACCCAACGCAGGUUUCGAACUCGCAAUCCAGAGGUGAAGGGCUAGUGAUAAAGUGUCAGGACACCUUAACCACUCGGCAACAAAGGCCCCUUCAAAUCAUGAAUAUCUUUUUAGUGCAAAAUGUAUUGUCCGAGUCGUAU
Pecten maximus is the source of this 2584-nucleotide messenger RNA. RefSeq names its product beta-1,3-galactosyltransferase 5-like. Gene Ontology annotation, cellular component: membrane. The transcript has a single exon. The record is from RefSeq and is a predicted model, not a curated record. The coding region runs from base 978 to 2183 and encodes 401 amino acids. Lineage: Eukaryota; Metazoa; Mollusca; Bivalvia; Pectinida; Pectinidae. Gene Ontology annotation, molecular function: hexosyltransferase activity; UDP-glycosyltransferase activity.